AUGGAGCGCAGCCCGGGCCCUGGGAUGCAGCAGGUGAGCGAGCGCGGGGCCCCGCGUCACCCGGCAGGGACCGAGGGCACCGGGACCCGGGCAGCCGGGAAGGGCGCCCCCCGCGGGCUCUCGGUGGAGCCAGCCUCCGGGGCCCCGCGGUGUUUGCGCGGCUUUUGCAGCAAAGCCCCGCGCUCGCCCGUGCACGCGCUCCGGGGCGGUGUCGCUUGGGACGCGGGGGUCCCGGCUGCUCCCCUUCCAGCUCGCGCUUCCUGCGUGCGGCUCGCAGGGCGCGUGGCCUCGCCUCCCCGGCCAGGUCCGCGUCCCCAAACGCCCCGCUUUUCGAAGUAUUCUUGGGGGAAAAGUAAUUUACAACCAUCACUUCUGCAGCUUCAGUCGCUUAUUACUGGUGCCUUCCAUGGUAAAAGAUUUCAGGAGAUACAAGAGUAUCUUCAACAGAAAGAAAGCCAAUUUCCUCAAAAAUAUGAUCAUCUCCUACUGCAUCAUCUUGACAGAUCAGUAAAUCAGGAACUGGAUAAAAAUGAAUUUCAGCAUGUUUCGCUGUUGUUGAAAUGUAUCCAGCGAUUCUUCAAAGAUGACCUCGGAAAAGAGGAGCCCUUGCUAAUUCAGCAGGGGCUGAUCCCAAAGAUGGCUUCCUGGUUUGAAAGGACCACAGGUUUUCUGAGCACUGACACCCUUGCCUCAGACACAGCAUUGGCGGACCUCCUGGAGGACUUCCUGGACUCUGCACUGAUUAUUUCCAGCAGUAGUACUAAAGGAAAAAUUCAGAUGUUGGACUCCUUCAUAUUUAGCUUAGGACUCCUGGUGACAGAAAAGACUGUAAAUCUCUUGAUUCAACAGGAGGCUCUGAGGACUUUAAACAGCAUUUUGCAAGGGAUACCUCGGACAGAGAAGAGGAGACUCCCUUUGGCAGAAGGCAUGAGCAACCUUAUGAAAGACUUUGCAAGGACAAUCUUGACUGUGGGUGAUUAUGACCAGCAGAUUGCUCUUUCGGAGGCGUUGUGUAGAAUGACAACUAGAGCAUCACGGGGCACCCUCGUCCACCAGUGGUUUGAUGACGAUGUCCUUGCCCAAGGCUUCAAACAAAUUAGGGAUCGAGAAUUUGAGACGGACAGUCGAAGGUUUCUCAAUCACCUAAAUGACAGACUUGGUGACCAAAGAAGGGUCUAUUCAUUUCCAUGUGUGGCUGCUUUUGCUGCUGGGCAUGAGAUGAGAAAGCCAGCAAAUGAAAACUUAGAGCACUUUUGGAUCGAUUUCAACCUAGGAAGUCAGAGUGUGACUUUUUACAUAGACAAUGCUGAGAGCACUCUGUGGGAACCAGUAAGACUGGCGAAGGAAUCCAUGCAUAACUUCAGCAUUACAGAAAAUGAGAAGGUGAAGAUACUCAUCAUUUACCUGAAGGCACCUGUGGUCAUCAGUAAGAAAGAAGUGAUGGACGUAGCGAUCCAUUUCAACUUGCAAGACCACGUAUCCCAAGCUGCUGCUCGAGCUUUAGGGGAGGAAAAGCAGGUGUUGCCUGGUCAGAUGAAAAUCUCCUUGGAGUCCUUUAGCAAAUUUGAGAAAGACAGUGAGAUUCCUAGUAACCUCGAAAGACAAACAGAACAGGCAGAAGAAUCCACUGAACUGGCGGAGUCUGUCAGUGCUGAAGUGGACCGCUGUGUGAUCACUGUCCUCUCGGGCCCUCAGCCCGGACCUCCUCAAAGAAAUACAGCUGAGCGUUCAUCUGAAAAAUUGAAAGAUGAUGAUACACAACAAGAAGUUACUUCAAAACAUGAAUAUUCUUCAGAUGUACAAGAACAGCCAGUUGAAAUUCAGACUCCUAAAUUAGAUGACAAAUCUAGUUACAGGAGGCAUCUCUUUUCCGAGAGGGAGCGUGAUUCAAGUUCCAGUGCCAGUGAACUAUCCUGGUUUGCUAACCAAAAAAAGAAAUCCCUCAGACCGUAUGCCAGCAGAAGAAAGCCAAGAGUGAGAAGCAGUACGAGAAUCUUGCCGCUGUUCCCUCCUAUUAGGGGCAGUGAACAUGAGAAAGGCCAAGCUAAACUUCCAACACCAGGAUGGCAAGAUAGUUCCAGGCUAAAAAAUGCCACACCUUCCGAAAUGUCUGAAAAAAUCUUGCAGGGUAGUUCUGCCUUGUUAAGUCCUGAGAAGUCUGUGCAGAAAACUGAACUUCAAAGUCCUCACUCCGCGAGUGACCUCUUUUCCUUUGAGGACUCAGAAGUUGAAGAGGAUUUGUCUCAGAUUAUAACCCAAGAGUCAUUAAUGGAAAACACAGGUUUUAAACAUAAGCUGGAAAACUUGGAAGACAAAGAUGCACCAGAAUGGAGUUUUGCUAAAGCCAAACAAUCAAGAUUGGAAGCUGGUGAUGUUCCAGGAUCCUCCGGCUUGGCAGGCGAUGUGCCAGAGAACUUAGAAGUUUCUGCCAUUGUCGCAGCCUUGGAAAACUGCACUGGGGCACUGAAAAGGAAAUAUGAGCUUAGUUACAGAGAGAGUCCAGUUCAUUCAAACGUGGCAAAGAAAGCACCCGACUGCCUACUGAAACUUCUAAGCCAGAUACACCUGCACAGACUGAACAAAUUAGAGGAUUUCCGCAAGUUUGUUCUUCAAAAGUUGAGCAGCCUUGAGAAAGAUAUUCUGGCUCUGGAACACCUUGAGAAGGAUGUUCUGGAAUUUUGGGAAAAACAGUCUGAUGAUCUGAGAUCUUUCUGUGAUAUGCAAGUGCUAAGGCUUAAUCCAAUUCAGCCUUCCUAAGGAGAGUCAAAGCCUGGUUUUGCUGUUGCAUCAUUCAG
Molecule: messenger RNA, 2795 nt
Organism: Cavia porcellus (domestic guinea pig)
Lineage: Eukaryota; Metazoa; Chordata; Mammalia; Rodentia; Caviidae
Gene: Sycp2l
Product: synaptonemal complex protein 2 like
Exons: 29
Coding region: 1-2757 (918 amino acids)
Biological process (GO): meiotic nuclear division; mitotic G1 phase
Cellular component (GO): condensed chromosome, centromeric region; lateral element
Source: RefSeq, a predicted model, not a curated record